Messenger RNA from Heteronotia binoei (common prickly gecko), 1992 nucleotides. It is a transcript of the gene BIN3, whose product is annotated as bridging integrator 3. Gene Ontology annotation, biological process: plasma membrane tubulation; endocytosis; actin cortical patch localization. The record is from RefSeq and is a predicted model, not a curated record. Bases 119 to 880 code for a protein of 253 amino acids. Gene Ontology annotation, molecular function: lipid binding; protein binding. Lineage: Eukaryota; Metazoa; Chordata; Lepidosauria; Squamata; Gekkonidae. Gene Ontology annotation, cellular component: actin cortical patch; cytoplasm. The transcript is spliced from 9 exons.
GCCUUCAGGCUAGCGCGCGACGCAGCUGAGCUUCACAGCGCGUCUCUCACCUCAUUUCCGGAAGGUGGGCGGAGCACGGAGCCAGCAUUUCCGGGAACAGAGCUGGACUCGGGGGGCCAUGAGUUGGAUUCCGUUCAAGAUUGGGCAGCCUAAGAAACAGAUUGUACCCAAGACAGUUGAAAGAGAUUUUGAACGAGAGUAUGGAAAGCUUCAACAGUUGGAAGAUCAGACUAAGAAGCUUCAGAAGGACAUGAAGAAAAGUACAGAUGCAGACCUUGCAAUGUCGAAGUCGGCUGUGAAAAUCUCUUGUGACUUACUGUCCAACCCACUCUGUGAGCAAGACCCUAAAUUUCUGGAGAUGGUGACGGCUUUAGAUACCGCAAUGAAGAGAAUGGAUUCUUUCAACCAAGAGAAGGUGAACCAGAUCCAAAAGACAGUCAUAGAGCCCUUGAAAAAGUUCAGUGGCGUCUUCCCCAGCCUAAACAUGGCAGUGAAGCGGCGUGAACAAGCUCUGCAGGAUUACAAACGGCUGCAAUCCAAGGUGGAGAAGUACGAAGAGAAGGAGAAGACAGGGCCCAUUCUGGCCAAGCUGCAUCAGGCACGAGAAGAACUGAGGCCAGUGAAAGAGGAUUUUGAGGCCAAGAACAAGCAGCUUUUGGAAGAGAUGCCCAAAUUUUACAGCAGUCGGAUUGACUACUUUAAGCCAAGCUUUGAGUCUUUGAUUCGGGCUCAGGUUGUGUAUUACACUGAAAUGUACAAAAUCUUUGGAGACCUGACAGAGCAGAUUGAUGAGCCCGGCCUGACUGAUGAAGAGCGGGAGAAGGAGAACGAAGCCAAGCUGAACGAACUGAGGGCUCUCUCCAUUGUGGCUGAUGAUUGACCUCCAACUGAUACAGCCUUGAAGAUGGCUCAGGCUCAGGCACAGGCCGACUGGCAAUCCCCCCCCCCCCCUCCCCGUUGGUGCUCCAGGGAAAGUGUCACUUCCUGUUCUCCAAAGACUUCGGCCUCUGACUUUUUAACCUCGUGCAAAUAUGCUGUUUUGAUCUGGGUGGAGGGAGGGUACUUGCAGCAGUCUGCAAAGAUAUCCUGAAGUGGAUGUUGAAUACAGCCGCUACUAAUGUUUUUCAACCUAAGGUGCGGGGUUGUAGUCCCUGCAGUGCCCUCACUACUACUAAAGCUAGGAUACCACCACUUCCAAGCGUCGUAAUUAUUGCUGCUUUCUUUCAUGGUGCAUAGAAGAGUUCAUCUCUUGCAGUGGGGAUAUUCAGCUGCUGUAGCUAGAGAAUUUUUUUCUCCUUUAUCCCUUGGUCUUAGUAAGCUAACCACAGUCAAACCAGGAUUGAGCUGUUGUGCCUUUAAAUGAGACUCAGUACACAGUGGCAUUUCACUAAGAAGGGAGGAACUGCUAGGUUUGGCUAUCUGCACAGACUAGAAGGACACAGAAAACAGCAUCUGUUUGGUACUGUAUGUUAAAUAUACUGUUGAAUAUACUGUCGAGUUUGUCAGUGUGUGAUAACUGUGGCCCUCGCAAGGAGGCUCAGAAGCAGAGACAAAGCAACCCAGAAAGUUCCUUGUGAUCUCAGAGCAGCAGCACUAAAACUGAAACUACACAAAUGACCAGUGGACCCCCAGUACAGGUAAAUAGGCAGGGUUCCCCCCACCCCGUGCCUCUAUGACCUGCGUUUAAUGCAUAAAAGACUGCACAUCUUGCACAUGGGGGAAGGUUUAAGCUCAGGAGAGAAAAUGGCAAAGAUAUACUGUUUCUGAGAGAAGCUACCCUAAAAACAGGGCCCGACUGGUGUCUUCGCUUCCACUUCCCCAGCCAAAAGGCAGCUACCCAAGCCCAAGUGCUUUAUAUUCUGGCAGACCUCCCCAAACUCUUUUUAGGAUUUAAUCAAAUGUGAGUCGAGUAGCGAGAUGACUGUGCUAUCGUUUUGUUUCUGUAAUCUGUAUCUAAUUCUAUUUUUGGAUAAAAAAACCCCUCAAACUAAA